AUGGUACCGGAACUAAUCAACACGAGAACAAUACCUAAUACUGCCAUGCCAGGACCAUUCACCAGCCAGAUAGCCAUGCAAAUUCCAUCACUACCCGCGCCUAGCUUCUCUAUCUUCUCUGAUGGUUUAGUUGUAGAUGGCCUGGUUUCUGUAACUGGUUCUAUGCCAUUCCUUGGCACGGUUACACUCGGAGGCUCAGUGCCAGCCGCUGGCUGUGGCAACGUUAUGUACAGCUGUGGAAAUGGUGAAGUUGGCAUAGACACCGAAUUGCCAUCCGGACCAAUUGUGAGCGAACUGGUUAGAUCGAACCCAAUGGCAUGGAAUAACGCAGGUGUAAUUUAC
Brenthis ino (lesser marbled fritillary) is the source of this 342-nucleotide messenger RNA. The record is from the annotation of a GenBank genome assembly. NCBI's taxonomy places the organism in Eukaryota, Metazoa, Arthropoda, Insecta, Lepidoptera, Nymphalidae.